Messenger RNA from Beta vulgaris subsp. vulgaris (sugar beet), 2291 nucleotides. RefSeq names its product dihydroorotate dehydrogenase (quinone), mitochondrial. The record is from RefSeq and is a predicted model, not a curated record. Bases 254 to 1618 code for a protein of 454 amino acids. Gene Ontology annotation, molecular function: dihydroorotate dehydrogenase activity. Gene Ontology annotation, biological process: 'de novo' pyrimidine nucleobase biosynthetic process; pyrimidine ribonucleotide biosynthetic process. Gene Ontology annotation, cellular component: mitochondrial inner membrane; cytoplasm. The transcript is spliced from 11 exons. Lineage: Eukaryota; Viridiplantae; Streptophyta; Magnoliopsida; Caryophyllales; Amaranthaceae.
AAGAAGGGCCUCUACUUGUUGUCCUUACCCCCAAAAGAACCAAAUUCCUCUAUUUUGAUAGGACUUCCACUGUUCCACUUUCGUACGCUAAGCCUACGCUUUCCUUUAUUCCAACCUCGCACACUCGAGCGCGCACUCACUCACUGCCCCGGUCGCCGGCGCCGCGCUGUUCCUCUAUUGCUGCACUGCCUACGAUAGUACAGCAGUCGAAUAGGUUGUAGAAAUCAAAGCAGUAAUAAAUAAUACUAAUAAUAUGGGGAUUACUCAACGCCUAAAGUCAAGCCUCCCUCUCUUUCGUAGACUCACUCCCCUAAAAUCCAACACUCAAACCUCUCCCUUUCCACCGCACAGGAGCUUCACUUCUUCUGCUCCUACAAAGAAGGACAAUGUAAAGGGAAGAUUGCUGACAGGAGCAACAAUAGGCUUAAUUAUUGCAGGAGGAGCAUAUGUUAGUACAGUGGAUGAAGCAACAUUCUGUGGUUGGCUGUUUUCAGCGACAAAACUUGUGAAUCCAUUCUUUGCCCUGUUGGAUCCAGAAGUUGCUCAUACACUGGCUGUCUCAGCAGCUGCUCGUGGAUGGGUUCCUAGAGAAAAAAGGCCAGAUCCUUCCAUACUAGGACUGGAAGUAUGGGGAAGAAAAUUCUCAAAUCCAGUUGGUCUUGCUGCUGGAUUUGAUAAAAAUGCUGAGGCUGUUGAAGGUCUGCUUGGUCUAGGUUUUGGUUUUGUAGAAGUUGGUUCUGUCACUCCUAUUCCACAGGAGGGUAAUCCAAAGCCUCGUAUCUUCAGAUUGCGGGAGGAACUUGCAAUCAUUAACCGUUGUGGCUUUAAUAGUGAGGGUAUACAAGCUGUUGCUAAACGUUUAGGUGCACAGCAUGGGAAGAGGAAGUUGGAUGAGACUUCUAACACUUCAACAGCUGAGGGGAAACCUGGAGGAAAGGCUGGACCAGGGAUUCUUGGUGUCAACCUUGGCAAGAACAAGAUCAGCGAAGAUGCUGCUAAUGACUAUGUCCAAGGAGUGCACACACUAUCCCAGUAUGCAGAUUACCUGGUGAUCAAUGUAUCAUCACCAAAUACUCCUGGACUACGCCAGCUUCAAGGAAGAAAACAGCUUAAGGAUCUUGUAAAGAAGGUUCAAGCUGCUCGAGAUGAAAUGCAAUGGGGAGAUGAAGGUCCACCACCGCUGCUUGUGAAAAUUGCCCCAGAUUUGUCUAAACAGGAUCUUGAAGACAUUGCUGCGGUUGCUCUUGCUCUCCAAGUAGAUGGACUGAUUAUAUCAAAUACGACUAUCUCAAGACCCGACUCUGUCAGCCAGAAUCCUCUAUCCCAGGAAGUCGGUGGAUUGAGCGGGAAGCCUGUGUUCAAUUUGUCAACCAGCGUCCUGAGGGAAAUGUAUAUUUUAACAAGGGGGAGGAUCCCUUUGAUCGGCUGUGGUGGUGUUGGCAGUGGUGAAGAGGCAUACAAGAAAAUACGUUCAGGAGCUACACUAGUUCAGCUCUACACUGCAUUUGCAUAUGGAGGACCUGCCCUUAUUCCUCAGAUAAAGGCUGAAUUGGCUGAAUGCUUGGAGAGGGAUGGCUACAAGUCAGUCAACGAAGCUGUUGGUGCUGACUGCAUCUAAUUUUUUGGUGUGACUGAAUGAGAAGCAAGAGAGCUACCCUGAGCUGCCAGUCGUGACUUUCUUAGAUUCUAAAGAAUAAACAAGAAAGUUCAUCGACUCUAUAUCGCUGAGAUGAUCUGGUAUGUAGGCAGAAGGCAAGUCGCGGACAAAAAAGAACUCAACAAGUCAAUAUACAGCGGUCAUUUAUUGUAUUUUACAUUUUUCCUAUCGCGAGUUAAUUUUUUAGCGCAUACUGAGAAUGCUUCGUGUUUUCUUCUUCAACAUUCUUGUUGGGUCCGGGGAUCGUCGCUCAUACUGCAUCGUGGAUCCUUCAGAUACCUGAGAACUUACUGAAUGAUGUAUCAGAUUUGGACUUGGGAAUUUGUUUUUUUUUUUUUUGCGUUGAGAAUAUGGAUGUGGGAAAUUUUGAUAGCAAUAUGUAAAGUUUUAUUACAGUAUAACUAAGGUUCAUAUCAAGGAUUCUAACUAGCUCAAAGAGUUGAAGAGAACUGUGGAAGGAUUUGUGAAAUAAGUGAACAUUUGUUGUCUUUGGUGCAUCAUGCAUGUGGAGAUGAGCCGAUAUUAUCGACAGAUAUUAUUGUAAUAGCUUUGGCACAUAUCCUCGAAGAUCACCAUUUUUGCGUUAAUGCAACUUCAAUUUACCUCUGCAGAAGCCAGAGGGGUUAAUUAUGUA